AUGUCUCCGGCGGCUUCGGCGGCUGGAGGAGGCGACCGACGGCGGCCGUUAGCGAGUGUCAGGGACGGCCGGGGCCGGGGCUGGGGCUGCGGCGGGCCGGCCGGGGCGGCGCUUCUCGUCCUGUCGCUGCUCGGCCUCGUGCUGUACCUGGUGCCGGCGGCGGCUGCGCUGGCCUGGCUGGCUGUGGGGGCUACCGCGGCCUGGUGGGGACUGAGCCGCGAGCCCCGGGGUUCGCGCGCCUUCUCGCUGGUUCGGAACGUCAGGCGUCAGCGAACACUGCUCGCCUCGCCUCCGGCCAAGUCGGCAGUAAACGGAAAUCUUUUAGAGCCGCGGAGCCUGCUGGAAGGACCCGACCCCGCAGAACUGCUCCUCUUGGGCAGUUACCUGGGCAAGCCAGGCCCCCCGCAGCCUGCCCCUGCCCCGGAGAGCAGGGACCUGCGGGAGAGGCCGGGCCGACGCCCACCCGCCCGCACCGCGCCGCCCGCUCAGUCGGCGCAUCCCCGUGGCGUUCAAGUUCACCCCUUCCUCCCCGCUCCUCUCCUCCGAUCCUCUAGGAGGCCUUCCCAGCGGGAUUGUGGGACUUUAUCACAUCGGUUUGUAAUAACACCUCGAAGAAGAUAUCCAAUUCAACAGACCCAAUAUUCCUUGCUGGGGGUACUUCCCACAGUAUGCUGGAAUGGUCAUCACAAGAAGACUGUGCUAUCUGCUCGUAAUUCCAAAAUGGUGUGCAGCCCAGUGACAGUGAGGAUUGCUCCUCCAGAUAGCAAAUUGACUCGUUCUCCGAUACGAGAGCAAAUUAUCAACUCAACACUGUCCUCACCAUCAGCUAGUGCCCCAGACCCAUGUGCAAAGGAGACAGUACUGAAUGCCCUCAGAGAGAGGAAGAAAAGGACAGUGGAGGAGGAAGACCAAAUAUUUGCUGAUGGCCAGGAAAAUAAAAGAAGGCGCCAUGAUAGCAGUGGGAGCGGACAUUCAGCAUUUGAGCCCCUGGUGGCCAACGGAGUCCCUGCUUCUUUUGUGCCUAAGCCUGGGUCUCUGAAGAGAGGUCUCAAUUCCCAGAGCUCAGAUGAUCACUCGAAUAAGAGAUCCCGCACCUCUUCUAUGAGCUCCUUGACAAGCACAUACACAGGUGGCAUCCCUAGCUCCAGCCGCAAUGCCAUUGCCAGUUCUUACAGUUCCACUCGAGGUCUCUCUCAGCUGUGGAAGAGGAGUGGACCCGGUUCAUCUCCCUUCUCUAGCCCAGCCUCAUCCCGCUCCCAGACACCAGAGCGGCCAGCAAAGAAAAUAAGAGAAGAGGAGCCUUCUCAUCAUUCUAGUUCUUCAACUCCAUUGGUAACAGACAAGGAGUCCCAGGGAGAAAAGGUUGCAGAUAAAACCACGUGGAAGAAACAGAACUCGUGGAAUUCCCCAUCAACACCUGGCAGCUCUGGGCAGCGUAAACGGAAGGUUCAGUUGCUGCCCUCCAGGCGAGGGGACCAGCUGACCUUGCCUCCACCUCCCCAGCUUGGUUAUUCAAUCACUGCUGAAGACUUAGACUUGGAAAAGAAAGCUUCUUUACAGUGGUUUAACAAGGUCUUGGAGGAUAAGACUGAUACUGCCUCAAACUCUGUCACUGAGAACCCACCUACCAGUCAGUCUUCUUUCACUUUUACACUGCCUGCUGCUGGGACUGCUUCAUCCCCAACCUCGCUCCCAGCCCCAAGCACUAACCCACUGUUGGAGAGCUUGAAGAAGAUGCAGAAUUCCCCAGGCCUACCAUCCCUCCCCGAAGCUGCUGGCGUGGCAGCCACUGUGGCCCAUUCGCCUCCGAAGACACCCAGCCCUCUGGCCCCUCUGGGCUCUUCAGAGUCAGCACCCCUUCCAGGCACCUCCGAAGACUCCAAAUCCACCCCCACUUUCUUGGGGCUGACCCCUGCUGCUUCCCCAGGACCAGUCACUGACGCCAAGUCACCUCCGGACCCUCAGGCUGAGACAUCUGCCAAAUCGCAAGCCCCGUCCGCCCCGUCUCCCAGCCCCAAGCAGAGUAUUCUGUUUGGAAUGCUGAGCACCCCACCUGUUACCCCUCCUGCCUCUGUGGCCCCUGCUGUGUCUUCAGCAUCUCCCAUGUUCAAGCCCAUUUUUGUGGUCCCACCUAAAAGUGAGAAUGAGGGCCCCUUGCCCUCUAGCCCUUCCAAGGUCACAGCCGCCGCAUCUUCCAGCUCAGCCGUCCCCACGACGACCAGCAGCCCACCCCUCACUUUCAAGCCUAUCUUUAGCAACAUGGGGCCACCUGCAUCUGUGCCCAUGUUAACUCCCUUCUCCUUCAAGCAAACAGCUACUCCAGCCACUUCCACAAGCGCCCCUCUCCUCAGCGGCCAGGCUGGCGCCACCUCUGCAGUGGUGUCCAUGACCACAGCCAGCACCUCCGCAGACUCUGCUCCGAAGCCCGCGUUCAGCUUCGGUGUGCGCACCGCGACCAGCACCCCGAGCAGCGUGACUAGCACCACCGCUUCCGCCUCCCAGCCCUUCCUCUUUGGGACUCCCCCUGCUUCCGGUGCCAGCUUUACCCCAGCUGUGGGCCCCAUAUUCCAAUUUGGCAAACCUCCCGCCAUGCCUGCUUCAACAGCAGUCGCCACCUUUGGCCAGUCCCUUCCCAGUGCCGCCCAGACCACCCCCAGCAGCAGCAGCAGCAGCAGCACAGCCAGCUUUAGUGGCUUUGGCAGCACCCUCACCGCCUCAGCCCCAGUCAGCAGCAGCCAGCCCACGCUGACGUUCAGUAGCGCCACCGCCCCGGCGUUCAACAUUCCCUUCGGCUCGAGCGCCAAGCCACCUCCCCCGUCCUACCCAGGAGCCAACCCCCAGCCCGCCUUCGGGGCUGCGGAUGGGCAGCAGCAGGGGGCUGCCAAGUCGGCCCUCGUCCCCAGCUUCGGCAGCUCUUUCACUUUUGGAAACUCUGCAGCCCCGGCCCCGACUGCGGCUCCAGCGCCAGCCCCAGCCCCGGCCCAGCCAGCCUUUGGUGGCACCGCGCAGUCGGCUUUCAGUGGUCUGAAGGCCACGGCCUCUGCCUUUGGCACUCCUGCCAGCACCCAGCCAGCCUUUGGCGGCACCACAGCUGCCUUCUCCUUCGGUGCAGCCACCACCACUGGCUUUGGAGCUACAACGCAGACCGCCAGCAGUGGGACCAGUAGCUCAGUGUUCGGCAGCACGACACCAUCGCCCUUCACAUUUGGGGGACCAGCAGCCCCAGCCGGCAGCGGGGGCUUUGGGAUCAGUGCGGCCACCCCAGGCACCAGCUCUGCCUCUGGAGCGUUCGGCUUUGGAGCAGGACAGAGUGGGACCACUGGCAGCACGACCCUUUUCGGGGGAGGCUUGAGUCAGAACAGCUUGGGCGCGCCCAGCCAGAGCACACCGUUUGCCUUCAACGUGGCCAGCACGCCGGACAGCAAACCUGUGUUUGGAGGCACCUCCACACCCACCUUUGGUCAGAACACCCCUGCUCCUGGGGUGGGCGCAUCAGGCAGCAGCCUCUCCUUUGGGGCAUCCUCAACACCCGCCCAAGGCUUUGUCGGAGUUGGACCUUUCGGAUCGGCGGCCCCCUCCUUUUCCAUUGGUGCGGGAUCCAAGACCCCAGGGGCUCGACAGCGACUGCAGGCCCGAAGGCAGCACACACGCAAGAAAUAG
Lipotes vexillifer (Yangtze River dolphin) is the source of this 3660-nucleotide messenger RNA. Its product is annotated as nuclear envelope pore membrane protein POM 121C. The transcript has 13 exons. Gene Ontology annotation, cellular component: nuclear pore. Gene Ontology annotation, biological process: protein import into nucleus; RNA export from nucleus. Bases 1 to 3660 code for a protein of 1219 amino acids. The record is from RefSeq and is a predicted model, not a curated record. Gene Ontology annotation, molecular function: structural constituent of nuclear pore. Lineage: Eukaryota; Metazoa; Chordata; Mammalia; Artiodactyla; Lipotidae.